AUGUCCAGCUCUGCUGCGUUGCCUGCAAUUAGCACCCGUAUCAGCCAUGGAGGAUACCUGGGAACGGUCAGGUUCGUCGGUGCAGUGGAAGGUACAUCGGGCAUCUGGCUGGGGAUCGAAUGGGACGACCCUUCGAGAGGCAAGCACGACGGGGUCAAGGACGGAAAACGCUACUUUACUUGCUUAGUACCGAAUUCCGGCUCGUUCAUCCGCCCAUCGGCCGCAGUGUCCUACGGGAGCUCUUUCCUCACAGCUCUCAUCUCCAAGUACAUCGAGCUCCCUCAUGGGUCGUCGACACUGGAAAAGGUCGUUCUGGGGUCCUCUCAUGGCGCGAUAGAAGUGGAGGCGGUGGGCCUCGAUAAGAUCAGAAGCAAGCUCGCUCAAUUGGAACGGCUGCAGCAAGUGAGUUUGGACGGGGAAGGCGUUUCCUCCCCCGAUCCGCCUGGGAGAAUUUCGAGCACCUGCCCAGGUAUCCGCGGAUUGGACCUGUCCAGGAACCUGAUCCCAUCUUGGGAUGUUGUCGCACUAAUCGUGUCAGAACUGCCGCAUCUUCAGAGGCUCGCGCUCAACCAAAAUCGUCUCCUCCCCUUCUCCGACCAUGCCCGCGCCGCGUCAGCCUUCCGCACCAUCACGGAACUACAGCUGAACGCGACGUUGACAUUGUGGCCUGCACUGCACGACGUCAUCCGUGGGAUGCCCUCUUUACGAUCAAUCGAGAUGGGUUACAACAACCUGCGCACGCUACCGGCAUCACACGGCGUUCAUCUGGCUGUGAAGGAGCUCAACCUCGAUAGCAACGCACUCUCCGGGUGGCGCGCGACAUGUGAGGCGCUGAUUUCAUUUCCGAGCUUGCAGCGCUUGGUGCUGACGGCUAAUGGCAUCCAGACGAUUGACCCGUAUCCGAGCGACACCGGUGCUGCACGCCUCGUGAACCUCAAACAUCUCUCGCUCUCAUUCAAUCAUCUGCGAUCAUGGCGUGAUGUCGACGUCUUGCCACUCUGGUGUCCUGUGUUGGAGUCAUUGACACUGAUGGGCAACCCGCUCGUCGAAGAUCCCGAAAUGGGCAAGAAUGCGCGACAGUUUACAAUAGCAAAAAUAGGCUCGCUCAUCGUGCUCGAUGCCGCAGGGAUAAUCCCGAAAGAGCGAACGGACAGCGAGCUGUUCUACCUCUCGUACCUGAGCAGGCACGGGCCGCCGGGCGAGGAUGCGCUCCCGCGAUGGCACGAACUAUGCGACAAACAUGGCAAGCCAGAUAGCCUGCCGGCGACCGCGCAGGAGAGGCAGGAUACGCUGGGAAGCCGGUUAAUUGAAGUGCACAUUCACCGCUGCACCGAACCCCCCACCACACACCCACCCUCGUCCUCGCCUUCACCGACGCCGCUCCGUGUCCUACCUACCAUGUCCAUCCGAACCCUCGUCAUGAAGCUCGUAAAGACGCUUAAGCUGCCGCGUGGCGCCCCGAUGCGGCUGUGGCUGCGCAUGCCGAACGAGAGCUUCGCGGAACUGCAUGGAGACGACGCGCGCGACCUUGCUUGGUGGGGCAUCGAGGAUGGAUCGGAGGUGUUCGUCUCUGCCGAUGGCGCGACAUGA
Laetiporus sulphureus 93-53 is the source of this 1590-nucleotide messenger RNA. RefSeq names its product RNI-like protein. Gene Ontology annotation, cellular component: cytoplasm. Lineage: Eukaryota; Fungi; Basidiomycota; Agaricomycetes; Polyporales; Laetiporaceae. Bases 1 to 1590 code for a protein of 529 amino acids. The transcript is spliced from 9 exons. Gene Ontology annotation, molecular function: protein kinase binding. The record is from RefSeq and is a predicted model, not a curated record.